AUGAAUUUACAGGAUCUCUUAGCUAGAGUACCUCUAUUGCUCUCAUAUCCGGCCAUUGUCGUCGCCAGCAAUCUUAUAAUACCAACAUAUGAAGAUAUUAGAGCUAGUGGCGAUACCAAUAUAAUAUUAAUCGAUCGAUUCAUAAGGCUGGUAUUACUGCCCAUAUUUUCUGCCGCCUGUACCGUAACGAUAGGUUUCAUAUUGGGCAUUAUCCCUAAUGUUUUCAAUGAAAAGAAAAACGACAAGACUACAUUCAUCAAAAAUUCAAUACCCAUAUUUCUUAUGGUCACCUUAACAUGCCAGUUAACUUUCAUUCUAGGCACUACACAAACGACAUGCCUCUUUCUAUUGACUGUAAAACAAGGUUUAUUGUCUGUGGAAAAUAAACAAAAACUUCCCAUCAUUCAUUUACUCAAAAUAUACGGUCCUCUUGCAAUAAUUUCGAUUUCUAUUGCUUCUCCUUUUAAAGUUAGUUCCAUUCUACCAAUACUAAUAGCAUAUGUGUCCGUGGCAAGCUCAAUUCAUUAUUUGAAGCCUUUGAUGAAAACAGUAUCUACUAAAUUAGACAACAUACUGCUGUCUGCAACUGACAAUACAUCCUCUGAAAAAGUGGAAGAUACAAAUUCCAAAAAUAAAGUUUUCGUAUUCUCACUCAUCAUAAUCGGAAUGCUAUGUUUACUUUCCCUCUCCAUAGUAUCUGUUAUUCUACCAAUGUAUCAUCUACAGUACUCCAUGAUUUUCGUAUUCGUUGGUUGUUUGGCGUUCCUUUAUUUAUCUCUACAAGAUAUAUCUACAGCUGAAGAAAAUAACGGCAGCAAUGAGUCAAUUUGGUUUACCAAAUACAAUAUUUUAUCUACAGGCGUGAUGUCCCUCAUCUUACAGUAUCUUUCGUUUAAUUCCAUCGCUGCAUCCAUACUGAAGGAUAUACUAACAAUAUCCUUCGUAUUCGUUGCAGAAUUGAGCUCUAAUAUAGGUAUGGACGUACUAGAACAUAGGACUAAUACGCAUCACCACACUCAUGACCAUAGAGCCUCCACUGACGGAAAAGACUCGAAUACCUAUUCAAACUCAAACAUCUUUAAGCAAAUGGCAACAAGCAAAGAUACAAGAUCGAUAUUUUCUUUCCUCUUACUCAACACCACAUUUAUGUUUGUACAAUUGCUUUACUCUUUCAGGUCAAAAUCAUUGGGUUUACUAUCUGAUUCACUACACAUGGCUUUGGACUGUACUUCAUUAUUAUUAGGGUUGAUCGCAAGUAUCCUAUCCAAAAAACCUCCAAGUGAGAAGUAUCCAUUCUCUCUAAGUAACUACCUAGAAACUUUAUCCGGGUUCACAAAUGGUGUAUUAUUAUUAGGUAUUGUGGGUGGAAUAUACGUGGAAGCCAUUGGAAGAAUAUUUAACCCCAUUCAUUUGAAGGGUACAAAUGAACUACUAGUCGUGGCAAUGAUAGGUUUACUGGUAAACCUAUUUGGAUUAUUUGCAUUCGAACAUGGUCAUUCUCAUGCUCAUGGGAACGAAAACAUGAGAGGGAUCUUUUUACAUGUCUUAGCAGACACGCUUGGAUCCGUUGGUGUCGUGAUAUCUACAUUAUUAAUCAAAUUAACGCAUUGGCAUAUAUUUGACCCAGUUGCAUCCAUAUUCAUUGCCACUUUGAUUCUCUUGAGUGCCAUCCCAUUGAUUAAAUCCACGGCAUCGAAUAUGCUACUGAAAUUGGAUGAAAAGAGCCAUAAUUCAGUAAAGAGUGCAUUGAAUCAAAUUUCUUCCACGCCUGGUAUUACAGGUUAUACCACUCCAAGGUUUUGGUCUUCUUGUAUGAAUGCACAAACGCAUUCACAUGCACAUUCCCACAACCACUCGAAUGAGCAACACGAACACGGACACGAACAUAGCCAUGCGGAACAUAAUGAGAAAGAAACUGUCAAGCAAAGUCCAUCGCUGAUAGGAUACGUACAUGUACAGUAUAUGGAUGGUGAGAAUUCCACCAUUAUCAAGAAGCGUGUGGAGAAGAUAUUUGAAAAUGAGGGCAUUAAGGCCUGGAUUCAAGUGGAAUCAAAGGGAUCGACUUGUUGGUGUCGUGGCUCAUCUUCAUCUACCACCCAGAAUAUCGUACCGCAGGUUAUAAUGCCUGUCAAGCAAUGA
Molecule: messenger RNA, 2139 nt
Organism: Naumovozyma castellii
Lineage: Eukaryota; Fungi; Ascomycota; Saccharomycetes; Saccharomycetales; Saccharomycetaceae
Gene: MSC2
Product: metal cation transporter MSC2
Exons: 1
Coding region: 1-2139 (712 amino acids)
Source: RefSeq, a predicted model, not a curated record